AUGACGGUCUCGGCUGCAGUAGCAGCAGUCGAAGCAGCAGCAGUCGAACCCGCAGCAGUCGAAGUAGCGGCGGCGGAAGCCACAGUGGAAGCAAAGGGGGAUGAAUCGACUGCAGGCAGCAGGCGCAGUGCGAAGCUCGAUAAAGAUGAGCAACAGCAGCAGCAGCCACAACAGCUGGUGGACGACCCCAUAUCGGAUGCCGCGUUUUUCCCCUCUUUAGAGGAGCAGAACAGGCAGCUCAGCGAAGCCAAAGCUUCGCUGCAGCAUCAGCAAGAACGGCGGCGGCAACUGCAGCAGCAGCAGCAGCAGCAGGAAGCAGAAAACGAGUCACUGGAAACAGAAGCCACCGAUGAGGCGUGCUGCAGCUACUGCGGCGUUUCCGGAUGCGACAUUUUGUUGCGUUGCGCAUCAUGCGAUCGUUUCUUCUGCAAUUCGGUGUCUGGGGCACCUCGCCGCUCAGGGGUUGCGAGUCACAUUUUGCAUCACAUCAUCAAGAGCAAGCACCGAGAAGUGUGUGUUUGCUCGUCCGCAUCAGGCGACACGAAACUUGAGUGCUUCGUAUGCGGCGUGAAAAACGUUCUUCAGCUUGGCAUGGUUGUCUCCGAGGCCAGAGGCGUCGUCAUCAUUGUCUGCAGAGACAGGUGCUAUGCCAAGGGCGUGUUGGAGGACAAUGGAUGGGAUGCGUCUCAGUGGCAACCCCUCAUUGAUAAUAAGGCAUUCGCCUCCUGGCUUGUGAGACCACUGACGAAUGCUGAGAGGGCUGCGAUGCUGCCAGUGAGUCGCCUGGAGAUGGAGCAGUUGGAGGAGCGAUGGGCGCAAGACGGGAACGCCACUCUUGCCGACAUUCGUUCGGAAGGGAGCGAGCCCCUCGUCAAUUGUGAGCUGUUGUAUCCCGACGCCGUGAGUUAUCAGCGCGUCUUUGCGCCGCUAAUCGCUGCAGAAGCAGACAUCGAGAGGCGACGACGACAGGAGGAAGUAGCGGUCAGUUCGCCAUCCACUAUCUGUUGCAGCAUUUCACGCUUCCAGCGUUUGCUGGUAGAAAAUUCGCGCUCAGCAUGCGUGUUGCGUCGUUGUUUUCCUCUGGACAGGAGACUCUUAGCGCCCGAUUCGGACGUCUGGGGGAGUGCGGGGGUGGGGGAACUCAUCGUUGCUUCUACGCCUCUGUAUGCUUCCUUUUGCCGCAGGAGGCUGUCUCGGUGCACUGGGAGAAAGCACGAUUCGACAAAGUCAAGUGCUUCUUUGUCUUGGAGGACGACAGAUUUUCAGGGGAAAUAUCCGUGGGGGAGGAACUGGUCAUUUCGUGUAGGCUGCCACGCUCCUUGA
This is a messenger RNA of Cyclospora cayetanensis, 1323 nucleotides long. RefSeq names its product regulator of nonsense transcripts 1. Gene Ontology annotation, cellular component: cytoplasm. Bases 1 to 1323 code for a protein of 440 amino acids. Gene Ontology annotation, molecular function: RNA helicase activity; zinc ion binding; RNA binding. Gene Ontology annotation, biological process: nuclear-transcribed mRNA catabolic process, nonsense-mediated decay. The transcript is spliced from 6 exons. The record is from RefSeq and is a predicted model, not a curated record. Lineage: Eukaryota; Apicomplexa; Conoidasida; Eucoccidiorida; Eimeriidae.